Coccinella septempunctata (seven-spotted ladybird) is the source of this 1199-nucleotide messenger RNA. It is a transcript of the gene RfC3, whose product is annotated as replication factor C subunit 5. NCBI's taxonomy places the organism in Eukaryota, Metazoa, Arthropoda, Insecta, Coleoptera, Coccinellidae. The transcript has 9 exons. Gene Ontology annotation, molecular function: DNA clamp loader activity; ATP binding; ATP hydrolysis activity. The record is from RefSeq and is a predicted model, not a curated record. Gene Ontology annotation, cellular component: nucleus; DNA replication factor C complex. The coding region runs from base 161 to 1153 and encodes 330 amino acids. Gene Ontology annotation, biological process: DNA repair; DNA-templated DNA replication.
UUAAUUUCAAAGUUGGCGGGAUAUCCAUUAAAACUUUUUUUCCGGUUGAAAUGAGAUAUAGAUAUAUAAGAAUAUAAUUUAAUUGGAACAACCACUCUAAAUCUAGUUUAAAAGUUUUAAUACAAACAAACUUCAAAUUUUCAAAGAGCAUUUUCGAAAUAUGACUAAAUCAGAUGUCAGAGUUAACCUGCCCUGGGUGGAAAAAUAUAGGCCCAGCACACUCGAUGAUUUGGUCUCACAUGAGGAUAUUAUAAAUACAGUUGGCAAAUUUAUAAGAGAAAAUCAAGUUCCCCAUUUACUUUUUUAUGGCCCACCUGGUACAGGAAAAACAAGCACUAUACUUGCUUGCGCAAAACAAUUGUAUAGUCCAGCGCAAUUUCCAUCAAUGGUACUGGAGUUAAAUGCUUCAGAUGAUAGAGGUAUUGGUAUUGUACGUGGCCAAAUAUUAACAUUUGCAAGUACCAGAACAAUUUUUAAAUCUGGGUUCAAGUUAAUAAUUCUCGAUGAAGCUGAUGCUAUGACCAUUGAUGCCCAAAAUGCCUUGAGAAGAAUUAUAGAAAAGUAUACUGAAAAUAUAAGAUUUUGUAUAAUUUGUAAUUAUCUCAGUAAAAUUAUUCCUGCACUACAGUCUAGAUGUACUAGAUUCCGCUUCGGGCCUCUUUCUCCUGAACAAAUAUUGCCACGUUUGAAUUUUGUUGUGGAUCAAGAAAAUGUUAAAAUCACAGAAGAUGGUAAAAAGGCACUACUCCAGUUGGCUAAUGGAGAUAUGAGAAAAGUUUUGAAUGUUCUACAAAGUACAUGGUUGGCCUAUAAUGAUGUUACAGAAGAUAAUGUUUAUUCUUGUGUGGGUCACCCGUUAAAAAGGGACAUUGAAAAUAUGGUUAAAUGGCUUCUAAAUGAGCCACUAAAAGAUUGUUAUAAAAAAAUUAAUGAAUUGAAAAUUUUAAAGGGUUUGGCUCUUCAAGAUAUUCUCACAGAAGUCCACAAAUAUGUUCAUAGAAUUGAAUUUCCAUUUGAUGUUAUGAUCCCGUUAAUUAAGAAAAUGGCGGAAAUUGAACAUAGAUUAGCAAGUGGCACAAAUGAAAAUAUACAACUCACAGCUCUGAUAUCGGCAUUUCAAGCUGUCAGGGCACUGAGUCCAGCAGAAUCUUGAUUAAUUAAAUCUGAUAUGUAUUAAGAAUAAAUUCUUAUUUUUGUUA